GGGCGCUGGUACCUGUCGUACUACUAGCUAGAGUACCAUUACGUACUCUCAACGACGUGGGGGUUGCUUUGAUCCGGAUUUACCCUGUACCUUAAUGAACACUUCUCUAUCCUAACCUUAAUGAUGGAAUCAGCACUGAGCCAUGAGUCGAGUCACAGUCAUCCAAAAUUUAAGAAACAUCACGAAACAAAAGCAAACAGCAAAUGCUACCCUCAUUAUUCUUCGGUAGCUUUCUCAUUCAUUCAUAAUCUACCUACACGAGUAUUAGUAGCACUUCCGAUUGCUCCACGCUGCCAACACAGUACUGUACAGUACCACUCCUCCUCAUCUUGUCUCCCUUAUCUUAUCUCUUUUAAAAGUCAAGCUUAAGUCAAGCCAAGCCAAGAAGCAAGCUAAACUCAAACUCAGAGAUCCAAGAUGAACUUGUUCAAGAGCAAACCCAAGAACAGCCCGAGUAAGAAGAAGAAGAAAAAGACGAAGCAAGAUGGCGUUCGAGCGCAGCGUGAGAAUAUCUUUGCCCAAAAGUUGGACAUGACGGAAUCGUACAAACCUCCGUUUUACCCGAAGAGUGAAGCGGCUUACGAGUUUAUCGACGGUUGCUUGGGCGACAAUUUCGUGUUUCAGAAUCUUAGUAGCAAGGAACGUCGACUUUUGAUUGACGCCAUGCAAACGCAGGAAGUUCCAGGUGGAGAACCGAUUGUCACUCAGGGAGAAACGGGAGAUUAUUUCUAUGUAGUUGACGAAGGAACGGUUCGAUUCGAAGUCGAUUCGCGCAAAGUCGGUCAAUGUGGUCGUGGAGGCUCGUUUGGAGAAUUGGCAUUGCUCUACAAUUGUCCACGAUCGGCAUCUUGUGUCGCUGAAACCACUUGUACGCUAUGGAUCGUAGAUCAAAAGACCUUUCGACACAUGCUCGCAAACACGCAGAAUACACAAAACAAGGAAACACACGGGAUUCUCAAGAAAGUGUCAUUUUUCUCCGACCUCGAAGAUCGUGACUUGACUCGUAUUGCCGAUGCCUUUUCCACGCAAGUGUGCAAGGCGGGAGAUCGAAUCAUUACCAAGGGAGAAAUUGGAGACAACUUUUACAUUAUUCAAGAAGGAACUGCCAAGGUGCACGACAUUGGGCAACGAGAAGGACAGUUCAUUGAACAGAGUAUGGGAGCUGGAGCCUUCUUUGGAGAACGUGCGCUGCUCACGGGAGAACCCAGAAAUGCGUCUAUUACCGCCACUUCCGAACGAUGUGUAUUGCUCAAAUUGGGUCGAGAAGAAUUCAAAGUUGUGCUCGGACCACUCCAGGCGGCCAUUGACAGAGCCAUGUCCAAACGAACACUCCUCGCGGUACCCAUUUUCAUCAUGUCUCAAUUUGAAGCCUUUGAAAUGAACCGAUUGGCCGAUCUCGUUGUGGAAAUGACAUUCCGUCCAGGAACAGUGUUGGCGCAACAGGGAAAACCACUCGUACAAAAUUUCUAUGUCGUAAGACAAGGAAAAGUACGCAUUCUACAUCAAAAUUCAUCGCGACCGGGAUUCCUCAGUGACAGUGACUACUUUGGACAAUCCUUCCUCAAAGAACCUGAUGGAGCCGUCGCCACGCAAACCAUCACCGUCAUGGAAGAAACACGAUGUGGUGUACUCUCCAAAAAAGAUUUCCUAUCCGUCGUCGGCAAUGCCGAUCGACUCGGACGGCCACGACGCCCCAAGGCACAAUCCGCACACGAAAAAGCCAUUACGCUCAAGGAGCUAUCCAAAAUUCGUAUUCUGGGUGUGGGAACCUUUGGAAAAGUUUGGCUCGUCACACAAAAAAAGACGGGCACACCCUACGCACUCAAAAUGCUAUCCAAAUACGAAAUUAUUCAACAUCAACAAGUGGGAUCCGUCGCACAAGAAAAAAAUGUCAUGUCCAUGCUCGAUCAUCCUUUCGUCAUUAGUUUGGUAGGAUCCUUUAUGGAUUCCAGGAGUCUUUACAUGGUACUCGAAUUGGUACAGGGAGGAGAACUCUUUAGUGUCAUUCACACCGAAUCCAUGGACGGGGUGCCCAAUGGAAAUGCAAGAUUCUAUGCCGCUUGUAUUCUUGAAUCACUCUCCCAUUUGCACAUGAGGAACAUUGCCUACCGUGAUCUCAAACCUGAGAACGUCUUGGUUGACAACAAGGGAUACUGUGUCUUGGUGGAUUUGGGAUUUGCCAAAGUUGUAGACGACAAAACGUACACACUCUGUGGAACACCCGAAUAUCUGGCACCGGAAAUCAUUCUCUCCAAAGGACACGACAAGGGAGCCGAUUACUGGGCAUACGGAGUACUCAUUUACGAAAUGGUUGUGGGGCAUUCCCCCUUCUUUGAUUUUGGAUCCAACAGCCAGGCAGAUCUAUUUCAACGCAUUUGCAAGGUACAAUAUUCGUUUCCUGGGGGUGGAUUGGUGCAUCAUCAUGCCCAAGAUCUCAUCAAACGAUUGAUCAUCCGACGACAAGCCAGUCGCAUGGGAUGCUUGGCUCGUGGAGAUAUGGAUAUUCGAGAUCAUCCAUGGUUUGAAAUUAUCGAUGUCGACAAGUUGCUCCGCCGAAAAUGGCCCGCCCCGUGGGUGCCUCGGAUCCGCAAUGCUCUCGAUUCCAGUCACUUUGAUUCCUACGAGCAUCUCGAGAAGGAUUCCAAGAAGGAUCCCUCGUUGACGGCCUCCGAGCAGGCUCUGUUCAAAGACUUUUAGCUGGCUGGCUUUUGCUAGCUACAAAUAAUUAGCUGCCUGGUGAGUAGGAAAGGCCGAGCUGGAGUACAACAGGACACGACAGGAAAACGACUGAAGAAAACGCAAAUGUGAGGGUCUGAUGGGGAUGCUUAUAUAUAUCUGGUAUGGUGCAUUGUGCCGUAUCUGUGUAUUUUCAAAAUAUGAAACUGGAAGGAUGGUUCCUAGCUUGUAUCAACAUUAGUGCUGUUAGAAGGAACAAACAAUGGUCAACUAGCGAUGCUACGGCGUUACUCUUCUGGUCCAGCUUCGACCACCGGUUUAAGUGCACGGGGAGGGAUAGCGGUACCCUUGCGGUCAACUCUGGUUCUGGUGCCGUAAUACUGUAGUGAUGGGGGCUUAGUGAUCGCGAUGUUGUGUCUUUAAAGCCUUGCCAUCUGAUUUCUAAAAGAUCCCAAACCGUUGCUUCAAAGGACAGCCGGCACACGAUCCUGGUUGAGCUAGCGCCUGUCCUUGCAUGGUGCACUCCACCUCUCGCAUUCACUCCUCCUAUAGUCCAGUCAGUCCAGUCUCACCCCAAACUCAUCAUUUGAAUCCUUCCUUGCUAUCCUUUCUCCUUCGGUUGGUCUGCUCACUCUUGGCUACCCAGCCCCGGCACUGCUGCGCUCCGACCUAUGGCGUCCAAAACCCACCCAUACUUCAGCCUACCCCCAUAGCAAGCUUCCCAGUUGUGUGAAGCCUUAUUACCCUCCAUUCAGCCUCGGUAUGUUCACCUACAUAGCCUCUUGCCCUUUCUCGGAAUCAAGAGACGUGCCGGGUUGAUGCUGCCAAUGGGCAUCUGAACCUCGACAGAAAGGCCAGCCUUUUGGAAAUGCGGGGGCUUGUAUCGAUUGUUCCGAGGCCCAGCAGCAUUUCCUAAAGGGCCCGCACGACAUCUAGAGACAUACACGUACCCGCUUCAAGAGCAAGAAAAAGUUCCGUCUCGUACAGCAACGUUGCCAUGGCGAGGCAGUACAAGGCGUGACGCUGGACGCUGGUGAUCUUGGAGGUUCUUGCGGUCGAUCUUCUGUAGGUUGCCAGAGGAGGGGACACGUUGGCUGCCUCAAUUGGUCAUGGCGGUAUACUGUUUCGAAGCGAUAGGUUCAUGGUGAUCUAUUCGUAAAGGCUGUAUUGAGACGUGUCUAAAGACUAGAUGAACGAGAGCGUCAGAAUCUAGUAUGAUGUUGGCCAAUGGCUUGCCACAAAUGUUCCAUUCGACUUGAAUUCCGUAAUGGUCGAACGCGUUUAGCAUCUUGUGAAGCGAUCAUCGUAAACAUGUCCUUGGACACGUCCCUCAAGCAAAUCACACUACCGGUGCCGAGGAGCUGCAAAGUCUUUCCGGCGCACUUGAACUCCACACUACCUUGAACCACUACAUGUACUGCUUGUCACAUCCCCAACGCCUUCCUCUAGUAGGGGGAUCAUUUAGGCCGAAAAGUCGUUCGUGUCCGAAUUGAAUCGAACGGAACAGAUUGAUGAAGUACGAGGGCAGCCGGAAUCCCUCGGACUCCACACAAAACGUGUUAUUUGGUGUCGGUACUGUACCACGUAGAAUGAGGAGACAUGGUGAUGGAAACCAGAGGAACAAAGAGAUCUGCUAGUAUACGAGAGUUGCGCCGAGUGAAGUCCCACACUUCGUACUCUUUGAUCUCGCAAAGCCUUAGACAAAUAGACUUCAGAUCCGAAUGAGAGCUUAUAGCCUUAUGUUUCUCGUCGCA
This is a messenger RNA of Seminavis robusta, 4430 nucleotides long. NCBI's taxonomy places the organism in Eukaryota, Bacillariophyta, Bacillariophyceae, Naviculales, Naviculaceae. The record is from the annotation of a GenBank genome assembly.